This is a messenger RNA of Chelmon rostratus (copperband butterflyfish), 2882 nucleotides long. RefSeq names its product tubulin, gamma complex associated protein 4 (gene tubgcp4). The transcript is spliced from 18 exons. NCBI's taxonomy places the organism in Eukaryota, Metazoa, Chordata, Actinopteri, Chaetodontiformes, Chaetodontidae. Gene Ontology annotation, molecular function: gamma-tubulin binding; microtubule minus-end binding. Gene Ontology annotation, cellular component: centrosome; gamma-tubulin complex; spindle pole. Bases 82 to 2082 code for a protein of 666 amino acids. The record is from RefSeq and is a predicted model, not a curated record. Gene Ontology annotation, biological process: microtubule nucleation; cytoplasmic microtubule organization; meiotic cell cycle.
UCAGGCGGCAGUUUGUUUUGGGAGUUGAAUGGGAAAUUCACGGCUGCAUUUCCAAUUUUAAUCAAGUUAAGUUAAAUCAGCAUGAUUCAUGAGCUGUUGUUGGCGUUGAGUGGAUACCCGGGGACGAUCUUCACAUGGAACAAACGAACAGGUUUGCAGGUGUCCCAGGACCUGCCCUUCCUUCACCCCAGUGAGACCAGUGUCCUCAACCGGCUCUCUAAACUGGGCUCAGAUUACAUACGUUUCACAGAGUUCAUAGAACAGCACACUGGCCAUGUGCACCAACAAGAACAUCACACGAACCAGCCCAACCAGACGGGUCUUCAUGGAAUCUACUUGCGGGCCUUCUGCACAGGUCUGGACUCCAUGCUGCAGCCGUACCGACAGGCCCUGCUGGACCUUGAACAAGAGUUCCUUGGAGAUCCACAUCUGACAAUCUCUCACGUGAACUAUAAGCUUGAUCAGUUCCAGUUGCUGUUUCCUUCUGUGAUGGUGGUGGUGGAGACUAUAAAAUCACAGAAGAUCCACGGCUGUCAGAUCUUGGAGACGGUGUACAAGCACAGCUGUGGGGGGCUUCCUCCUGUACGCAUGGCCUUAGAAAAGAUUCUUGCUGUGUGCCACGGUGUGAUGUACAAGCAGCUUGCAGCUUGGAUGCUGCACGGAUUGCUGCUGGACCAAAGCGAGGAGUUUUUUGUGAAGCAGGGGCCCAGCGCAGGAGGAGCUGCUGCCAACCAGGAGGAGGAGGAGGAGGACCUGGGGCUGGGAGGCCUGAGCGGGAAACAGCUCAGAGAGCUACAGGACCUGAGGCUGAUCGAGGAGGAGAACAUGUUGGCUCCGUCCCUGCAGCAGUUCUCCCUGCGAACAGAGAUGCUGCCCUCUUACAUUCCCAUCAGAGUGGCUGAGAAGAUCCUCUUCGUUGGAGAGUCUGUCCAGAUGUUUGAAAACCACAACCACAGCCCAUCUAGAGCUGGCUCCAUACUGAAGCACCAGGAGGACAUGUUCGCUGCAGAGCUGCACAGACUCAAACAGCAACCUCUUUUCAGCUUGGUGGAUUUUGAAAAUUUGAUUGAUCGCAUCAGGAGCACAGUGGCAGAGCAUCUCUGGACGUUGAUGGUGGAGGAGUCAGACCUGCUCGAGCAGCUCAAGAUUAUUAAAGACUUCUACUUGCUGGGUCGCGGCGAGCUCUACCAGGUUUUUAUUGACCUCGCGCAGCACAUGUUGAAGACGCCUCCGACAGCCGUCACUGAGCACGAUGUAAACGUGGCUUUUCAGCAGGCGGCUCAUAAGGUGCUCCUGGACGACGACAACCUGCUGCCUCUGCUGCACCUGACAGUCGACUACCAGGGCAAAGACAGCAAAGAGGCGACGGGCCCCAGAGAUGGAUCCACUCCUCCACAAGACUCCUCCCCUCGUGAGGUCCCUCCCACAGGCUGGGCGGCUCUGGGUCUCACCUACAAGGUUCAGUGGCCGCUGCACAUCCUCUUCACUCCUGCCGUCUUGGAGAAGUACAACGUUGUGUUCAGGUACCUGCUGAGCGUGCGGCGGGUGCAGUCGCAGCUGCAGCACUGCUGGGCUCUACAGAUGCAGAGGAAACACCUCAAGUCCAGCCAGACAGAUGCUGUGAAGUGGAGGCUACGCAACCACAUGGCCUUCCUGAUCGACAACCUGCAGUAUUACUUGCAGGUGGAUGUGCUGGAGUCACAGUUCUCGCAGCUGCUUCAGCAGAUCAACUCCACCAGAGACUUCGAGAGCAUCCGACUGGCCCACGACCACUUCCUCAGCAACCUGCUCGCACAGUCCUUCAUCCUCCUGAAGCCGGUGUUCCACUGUCUGAACGAGAUCCUCGAGCUGUGUCACAACUUCUGCUCGCUGGUCAGUCAGAGCGUGGCGUCGCUGGACGAGCGGGGGACUGCUCAGCUGGAUCUCCUCGUCAAGGGCUUUAGGCGGCAGUCGUCCUUACUGUUUAAAAUCCUUUCGAGUGUGAGGAACCAUCAGAUCAACUCUGAUCUGGCUCAGCUGUUACUACGACUGGACUACAACAAAUACUACACGCAGGCUGGAGGCACCCUGGGCAGUGUGUAAGUGUGCUGAGGAUGAAGAUUUGGAGAUACACCUGUUUCUGCUAAACUCACACUGAACAGAUGAAACACCUGUCAGUCUUCUCUGUGCUGUUAGUGUAACGUGCCUGUUAAAAUUAUCUUUAAAGGGUCAGUUCACCCAAAUCGUACAGUCGUUUUCCUCGUUCACCUCUAGAGGGGUCUUGCCAUGCAGAGAAUUUUUGGUGGGAUUUUUGGGGUCAGACUAAUUCAAACCUGGCUUAAGAACUGUUUAUGUAUUUAAUGAAAGGAAUGGUUUGACAUUUUGUGUUGAGAGUUAGAUGUAGAAUGACACCACUGUCACAUCUGUCUGUUAAACUCUGUCAGGUGAACGCAUCACGGCUGCAGCCAGGCUAGCUGGUUCCAGUCUUUUUGCUAAAUAACAGAAUUGACAUUUAAGUAGUCUGUAACCUGUUUCCAUGGUGACUUCACUGUAGGUCAAACUUAUUUAGACCUGCUUUAUAACAAUUCCCUGGUAUAACUGGUAAACCUGCUUAUGAAACAUUACCCAGGACGGUGUUUCUGCAAAGCUGCUGUUGAAUUUUUAACUGUUGGAGGCAGAAGUCUCAGACAGCUCAGCACAGACCCCGGACACCAUCAGCAAGGUGACAGACAGCUAGAAUUCAGAGGGGAAAAGGUUGUGUGCGGUGGGUAAUCUGACCCUUGGUUGUAGCUCAUUGUCCUUGUAUAAACUGUAAAUAUUAAAACCUCGUAUGUACCAUCUUCUGUAGAGAAAAUAAACUGAAAUCUGUUAAAAUGAAACAAGGGUCACAGUUUAUUAUCCCA